GCGCCAUGCGGCGCGCGGGGUCGUCUCGUUCCCCGUCCGUCCUCUGCGCUCUGAUUCGUUACGGCCGGCCGGCCGCUUCCUGCCUGCGCGAGACUCGUCGUCGCGUUACUCGCGUUAUGCCCGCGCUGACCCCGCGCCUCGUAAUCUCUUCUUGGCGAAUAAAGUGCGUGUUCAUUUCGAGUGUCUCACAGCUUCCCCCUGCUCGCCCCGCAACGCGCGCGUUGAGCGUUCCCCGCCGCGCCGCGUCAGGAGACAUCUGUGUGCGUCGUGUGCGACGCGAGCGUGCCUCGCACGAGACGCGCGGUCGGACACGACAGAUUCGCCCGUCGUAUAGCCACGGCAACCGGUUGAGUAGGAUACUCGGGAGAUCCUUUGUUUCUCUGAACGAAACCGAUAAUAAUUGCGCUUUCUCCGCUGGCCAUAUUCAGAGUGCGCUGACUAGAUAUUCCUCCCCUCCCUCCUUCCCUUCUUGAUAAACGCCAGCUAGAGAGUCUUUGCGGAGCGACGUGAACGUGUAUUCCUCGCGAUUUAUUUCUAAGGACUUAAAAAAUGAGUUCGAGCGCGUGUUAUAAAUGUAACCGUAUGGGCCACUUUGCAAGAGAGUGCCCACAAGGUGGUGGUGGAGGCAGAGGAGAUCGUGGCCGGGAUAGAGACGGUGGUUUUGGACGUGGACGAGAGAAGUGCUUCAAAUGCAACCAAUUUGGACAUUUUGCGCGCGAGUGCAAGGAGGAUCAGGAUCUUUGCUACCGCUGCAACGGUGUCGGUCAUAUUGCGAAAGACUGUCAGCAGGGACCGGAGUUGAGUUGUUACAAUUGUAACAAGACUGGUCACAUGGCCCGCAGCUGCCCGGAGGGUGGCAAUGAUUCUGGCCGUUUCGCGAUGCAAAGCUGCUAUAACUGCAACAAGACGGGCCACAUCGCUCGUAACUGCACCGAGGCCGGUGGCAAGACUUGCUACAUUUGCGGCAAGACUGGUCACAUAAGCCGCGAAUGCGACCAGGAUGACAGGAAGUAGGAGAUAACCGGAAUCCGUGCCGCUCGCUUAAUAAUGAUAAGCAGUUUACCGUCGCGCACGCCGUUCCCGGGGAUAGAUAGAUAGAUAGAGAUGUGCGGACUUAUAUCGUGAAGCAUACAAUUCGUAUCAGCGAGGACGUAUCGUCGCCGCCGUCAUCGUCAUCGACAUGAUCACGAUUGUAACCACAUCGUGAUUACUAUGAGUCGAUUUCGUUGUCGUCGUCGCCAUUGUCGUCGUCGUUGUCAUAAUCGGAUUUCUAUCUCUCCAUGCUCCUAACUCCCAGAAGUCAGUCUACCCCCCAGCCCUCCUCGCCCUUAUUCCUAAUCUCCUUCCCCUCUCUGCCCACCGUUGUUCUCUUCGCAAGGAUAUUUUUUUUUUCUUAAACGAUGUCUUUAAGUUUUUAUUGCUGUUAAACACCGACACUUGUACACGUACCAUUUGCUACUACGUGUGAAUGAGAGCAGGGUUCAUUCUACAAGUAACACGUCUAACGUUUACAUUUACACGUAUAUGAUACACACACACACACACAUACACACACACACACACACACAAACUGACACGCAUACACACUCAUAUGCCAUGCAUACAUACACAAUCAACUAUGUAAUAAUAUUAUAAACAUUCUAUUGAAUUAGAGUAGAGACAUGAAUCCUCUGUCCCCUGACUUUCAAACUGUCUCGUAUGCGCAUUGUUUUCUGAUGCAAGAUGUAUGGAUUCUCGGGAAGCACACACGUAGCCUUGCCGAGAUUUGGCGCGUAUUUGGCGGUUUUGCGUGAUGUAUUGAUGUAACGCGCGAGGCUACCUCCACGCGCGCCCUCGACGGCUCUCGCAUUUGUAUAAAUAAAGCAAAUUUUAUGAUACGAUACCUCGGUUAUAAACAUGAAAAUAACGAAAAGUAAACGGGCCACCCGUUGACAGAGAGGAACGUCUUCGUCAUUGACACGAAUUCACGAACGAGUCACAAGGUACGGGCUCACGUCGCACCACUUUUCGCAUCCACGCAUCUUGUAUUCUCCGGUCCUCCCUCUCGAACUCUCUAGCCGACACUCAUAAAUCGACAAAUGAAGGAACGAAAGAAAGAAUUGAAGAAAAGGAUUCGGAAGCGAACGCGAGAACAUGGGAAAAAGAGUAUGCGAGAACACAUGCCGGCACCCUGAAUGCAUAAAAAUAAGAUUUAGUAACGUUAAUUUUAAAUGUGUAAGGAUGUAAUGAGGAUUUCACCGAGCUAUUACUAUGCGAUCAAAGUCUCAUUACAGAUGCUUCAAAGCAUUUCAUUUAUCAAUCAGAGGAAAAAAAUUUUACUAACUGACUAAUAAAAAUAUACUUUGAAGCAUUUGUAGUAUGUGAUCGUACUCUAUGUCACUUUUUGUGCGUUCUUUUGUUUCUUUUUCUAUUUUCUUUUUAUAUACCGGACUCGUCUAGUUUGUAUAGGUACGGACAAAAACGAAGUAUAGUUGUAGGAUUGUCACAGUGUUUACAGGUUUAUAUGCAAUUAAACUCAUACCCUCUGACUUCGACGAAGAGUGCGUUUCACUUGAUUCUCGCAAUGUUCGUGAUCAUCCUUGGCAGUUUAUCGCAUGUUUUACAAGGACUUAAUGGUUGCGAGCGUUGUGAGAGUCAAAUAGAACACGCUCAAAGUAGGGCGAAAGAGAGAGAGAGAAAACGUGUGCGCUUUCUACAGUUUUCUGAACGUAAAAAGAAGGAAGGAUAUGUUAUGAUUGAUACCAAGUAAGAUACGUCCGAAAUGAUUGCUACAUCGAUAUGUAUGUAUAUAUACAUAUAAACACGGUGGUCUGUACAAGUUGACACAUUUUGUACGUACAAUCAUAAUUGUUAAUGACAAGACUAUAGAUUCAUAUUGUUCAUACUCUUGACUGUUGAUAGGCGAUAAAAAGAAAGCCCACAGAGGAAGAAGUUGUACCAACCUUACUAUAUCCUUACAUGUUGCUGAAAAUACUUCGUUACUAGGUAUAUGUAUAUAUAUAUCCGCAUAUGUGUAUACAUAUAUUUAUGCAUAUGCAGGAGCUGUAUUUUGUACUGUAAAAAGCUAGCUUAUACUCUGGUCGUUGCUGGUGACUAAUUCCGAUAAUGCGAUCCUUUGUAUUUUUGCGAUCGUUUGUAUUUCCACGAGAAAAAUUAUAUUUUUCAUGUAUAGAGUAUAAUCACAAAGUGAUGACCGAUACUGUCUUUUUUUUCCUAACUCAUAAGUUGUAGGGACAAAAUUUUUGUAAAUGAUGCGAUCAAAGAAAAGGAAGUCAUACUCAAAGGAAAAAAAAAAGAAGCUAUUAUUCCCCGUUACACGCGCAGGGGACGACCACUUAACGCUCGACGCGAGUACAAAGUGAGAUUUUUUUCUUAUAAAACGAAUAUCAAAGGAAGGAUAAACAUGCAUGCACGCGUACCUAAUACGGCGAAAUUAUAUUAGCGAGAGCAGUAACUCGUCCGAUCGCGCGGUAUUUCAUGAAGUAAAAUGCAAGCCGAGUUAUACUAUAAUUAGGAUAAGAGAUUAGAAUCCCGACUACUUUUUUGAAAUACCCGGACCACGUUUAUGCUAAGUAGCUGCAGUGCAACUAUAUCAAUUCGAUCAUCCGAAUGGGAGGGGGAAGGGGUAGUCUUUGUUCAAGCCCAAAAGGCGGAUCGUCGCGUGGACGUCGCUGACGCGGCCUGCUGACGUGGAUAAUUCCACGCACGACGUCCACGCUACUCAUACGCUUCGCGCGGCUUCCGUGGUUCUACCAGCAGCGACAAUUGUGUAUUAACGUUCAGAAGCCAGGCGUGCCUGACUAUCUCGGUGGAAGAAAAGGCCCGGGGCCGGUCGUCUCCUUGGACAAUGGCGUACCCGGGGGUGUUUCUUAUAGUAACCCAGGUGUCCUGCAGCAAUUUUAUACACUUAACACAUUGUGCGGGACUUAAAAAAAAAUGCCGGAUCUCAUUGCGUAGUUUCAGUGUGCUAGUGCUCACGUCAACGACGAGACUUGGAGAGGAUCAAACAAAUUGUACUUCGCUAUAUUGGACCUUCGCGGACCUCUGAUGCUAUCAAUACAUGGACACACGUCGGACCAAGUAUUCCGGACGACGCGAAGUGUCUAGACGGACGUCUGAAGACAUGCGGGUUUAAUCUUUGAUUAGUUUUAACGGACUUUACGACAGAUUGGACGAAUUUGAGAGAUCUUUUGCUUCUCGCUGAUAAUCAGAAUGAAGUGAAGGAUGGGUCAAUUCACAAUUUGAAGUUGGAUGUCUGUAUACUGGAUGCUGAUCUUUCUCAGACGUCAUUUUUAUACUGUCUGGCUAGGUAUGACUUAGCUACACAUCACACGUAAGAGCAAAUAAUCUGGAUAGACACAGCCGAUUCCCUCCGCGGCACGGUCUCUGUGGUUCGUUGAUAGCACCAGAGGUUCAGACGAGCAUACGAAUAAUUAUUAUAAAGAAUAAAAAAUCGAGUGCGAUUAGGGCACCUGCGCUUUUGUCUCUGCUACAAGACUUACGUACGAAUAUUGUAAAGAAUACGACUGUUACAGUGUAUGAAUCUAAUUCGACCGGCGGCGCACGCCGGGUCCACGGCUCGUCUUAUAUAUUAAACUAAUCUAUUAAUACUUAAAAAAAA
Messenger RNA from Acromyrmex echinatior (Panamanian leafcutter ant), 4621 nucleotides. RefSeq names its product CCHC-type zinc finger nucleic acid binding protein (gene CNBP). Lineage: Eukaryota; Metazoa; Arthropoda; Insecta; Hymenoptera; Formicidae. Gene Ontology annotation, molecular function: nucleic acid binding; zinc ion binding. The record is from RefSeq and is a predicted model, not a curated record.